Messenger RNA from Triticum turgidum subsp. durum (durum wheat), 1467 nucleotides. The record is from the annotation of a GenBank genome assembly. Lineage: Eukaryota; Viridiplantae; Streptophyta; Magnoliopsida; Poales; Poaceae.
AUGGUUCCAGGCCACAGUUACAGAGUGAUGUCAGCUCACCUGCUAGUAUGUUUCCCAAUGCAUUUGUUGAAGGGACCGUUACCUAUUGUAGCAUAUGCAGUGGGGUUGGAGGAUCGUGAGUGGAGUUCAUUAUGCAAGAUGGCCGAGGUGCAGCUCUCCAUCAUGUACGAGGUCUUCUACAGCAAGGCCCCGGUGAUCUACACUUGGUGCGGGCUCUGCAUCCGUGUCAUGUCGCCAUUGGCCACUAUCACCGCUUUCCUGUUGUUCCGUCGAUUCAGUGAAGAAGAUGAUGACAACGAGUACAACAGAGUACAUGUCGCUGUCACCUAUGUUUUGCUGGCUGGCGCCGUCGUCCUGGAGGUCACAUCAUUGCUACGAGCCAUGUUCUCCAGCUGGGCACAAGCGGCCAUCUUCAAAAUGGGUAUUUCUAUAGGGAAUAUGGAGGUUCUUUUUAUGUAUCUUCGGAUUGUGGUUACCUUGCCCCGUAAUCUCUGUUACUAUGCAAUGUCAAAGGCAGGAGUGCCAAUAAGGUAUUGGUCGGGCUCCAUGGGGCAGCACAACCUUAUCCACAUGUGCACAAAGAGCAGGGACAGUCGGAGCAGCAAAAUCGUGAGGUGGAUGGGACGCGAGGACUUGUGGAACAUGCUGGUUUACACUUCGUCCAUUCCAGUCCCGGAAGAUUUCAGCGAGUUGCUUCGGGAACAAAUGUUGCAAAGUGUGGGCGUCAGCACAGAGAGCCCAGAUCACAUCCAGAACUCACGGGGCCAGGCGGCGCUGAAGAGGAUGGGUAUAUCGCAAGAGGAACUGCUCAGCUGGAACGUGGACAUCGAGCUGGAUGAGAGCAUCCUCGUGUGGCACAUCGCCACUCAUGUGUACCUCAGCUGGCACGAUGUGAGAUACUCGCCCAGGCCAGAUCUUUUUAAGACGGUCGAGGUGCUCUCCAACUACAUGGUUUUCCUGCUUGCCGCACGUCCGCACAUGCUGCCCAACAAUGCUAGUCGACAGAGGUAUAUUGAAUUGUGCAACAAGGUGAUCAAUAAUCUCAAGUAUAACUCAGCAGAAGAGCUGGUCGCAUUAAUACGGCAGCGCGGGGAAGAGCUCAAUAGUCCUGAGACUGCUCAGACAUUGCAAGCUAAAUCAACAAUGGAUAGCCAUUCGCCUGAUGAGACUACUGAAACAUUGCAAGAGAAUUUAACAUUUGACAGAGCAUCUCGACUUAGCGCGAAGCUGAUAGGCAUGGCGUCAGAGACACCUGCUAUGGGUCCUUGCAUGCUGGACCUCAUCUCCGAGGUGUGGAUGCAGAUGCUGUGCUACACGAGCUACAGGUGCACACCAGAUUCCCAUGCCAGACAACUCAGCAACGGCGGAGAGAUCACAACCAUCGUUGCUAUUCUGAUUGAAUACAUGAAAUCGAAUAUCUUCAACUUCAAGCACAUUGGAUCCACACCAUCCGAUGAUGAUCCGUAG